CUAGCUACAUGCAGCUGUCUGUUAUCUAGAUAGAUAUAUAUAAUUAUAGCUAGUAUAGCUACUCUUUUAGGACAACCACUUAUCAACUUGCUGUCAGCACUGACCAUUUAGAGAAGUGUCCCAAGCUAACAAGUAAAUUGUUCCAUAGCUACCUCUGCACAAGAAUCACCUACCAGCAGUCAUUGUAAAUAUCUGUCCUAGAACAUAAUUAUUUGGUUGUCCGAUGAUUCUUAUUUCGAAUGGGAACAGUUUUUACACUGGAAUUGGGAUACAGUACCAAUCUUACCUCCUCAAUUUGCUCUGACAACGCUUUAGCAGAUCUAUUCCUCUACUGGAAAACCCUGGAAAAUCCGGGAUCCUAAGAACAGAAGGAAAAUUGCUGUUUUACUAUUUGGAUUUACGCUAUUGCAAACAGGAAUUUUCUUCGCAAAUGCACUAUUGAGCAGUGACGAAACUGUAUGCUAAGUUACAGUCAUUUUUCCCCGAGUGAAGACCAGUGACACUUUAUUCCACUAAUCUGAUAGUAUUUAUGUGUGUAUUCAUGUGUUAAAAAGAUAACAUAUUUAUUUAUUUAUGUUCACAAUGUAAGUACUACACAUACUAAAGGUUGCGAAUUGGCAAGUUGUGUAAUUAUUACUCUAUAUUUUGUUUUUAUUCGCAUAUCAUAAAGGGAAGGUUAACUUCAUAAGGUGUUUGAAGCAGAUGAACCCUUGUUUGCCAUCGAUACAUCAAAUAAAGCAACUUGUUUUGCCUGUUUUUGAGCCCCCAACGAAGUAUUAUUCAUCUGAUGGGACACCCUUUUAUGCAAAUUCAAUGAUGGCAACAAUACGUCAUUGCUUCGCUAAUCCAUUGUUUGCAAGUGUAGUCCAGAGGUAUCCAGUUCAGCCUGACAUGGAGUUGAUGGAAAUGUAUCAUGGAGAGCGCUGGAGAACAGACCCAAAACUUCAAACCCCUAUGGCUGUUUUGCCUGUGGGUCACGUGUUUGUCAACGACUUUGUUAUAGUCUCACAUCCACACUUUGGAAGUAUAUGUGUGAAGGUUCACAGAUUUUACUGCAAGGGUUCUGAGUUGCAUAUCCAAGCACAUAUAUUGCUACACUGGACCAAUUAAAAAUAGCAUUCACAUCAGUUGUCUACCUGUAUCCUGAGCCGGGUGCUUUGGUUAUACUUGAAUCUUCUGACUUCAAGGUUACGAACAUUCUAACUAUUGUUUCACCACCUAGCUCCCUACUUCGAUAUAUGUUGGAUUCAAACACUCUCGAACAACUUGGAAUGAAGGAAUUUGAGGAUUUCAUUCAACCUCAUCCACUUAAGUAUUCAGGAUUAGGAAAGCCUGUUGUCACUGCACCAAUUAUUCUUUACUCUGACGAUACAAGUGGAAAUAAGAGUAAAAAGUGGAACUGUUUUAACAGUUGGUGUUUCCUUGUGGCAGGACUUCCGCGUAGUGAAAAUUCUCAAUUACGUAACAUACACUUUAUUACUUGUUCCAACAAGGUUUCUGUGUUGGAUAUGUCACGACCUGUUGCUGAGGAUAUCAAAACACUCCAAGAGGGAAUAACUGUCUUUGAUGCAUUUCUCAAAACUGAGGUUAUUGUGAGGGCACCUGUGAUUUGCUUGAUUGCUGAUAAUCCUCGCGCAGCAGAAGUCAUUAAUCAUCGAGGUGGAAGUAGCAGGAAGUACUGCAGAAAGUGCAUGGUUGACAGAGAAGUUGAUCCUGUUGAUGUGAGCACUCUACGUACGAAAGAUGUAUCACUUAGCCAAAUGAGAACUAUACAGUCUGCACGGACAGAGUCAGAGAAGGAGAGUCUUCGAACUAGCUUUGGACUUCGUGAACGAGAAAAUCCCAUACUGUCAUUGAACGUUGAUUUAUAUCAAUCGACACCUGUUGAAUGUCUCCAUACGAUUUUGCUCGGCCCGGUCAAGUACUUACUGAAACGCUUCAUUGCUGGAUUAAAAAAGGAACAAAAAGUAGAAGUUCUGGCUAUUGUUCAACAAUUCAAUUAUUCUGGCUUUGACGUUCGACUGUAUGGAAACAUAAUCAAACACCAUUGUUCAUUUGUUGGGAGGGAUUACAAAGCCUGGGCACAGAUGGCUGCUUUUAUUGUGACCCCAUAUGUGACUACCAAUGAAAGAAAAUUAUGGUUGGCACUUUUAAAAGUGUUCAGACUGGCAUAUUGUGUUCCAUUUAAUCCAAAUUGUUCUGAGGAAAGCAGACAAGUAUGUAAGGGGUUUGUAGACCUGGUGAAGGAAUACAACCCACAAAUGCUUAAAAAAAUGAAAGUGCACCUACUGCUCCACCUUGUGGAUGACCUCUGUGACUUCGGUCCCACUGCUGCUUUCAACACUGAAAGGUGUGAAGCCUUUAAUUCAUUGAUGAGGGAGCAGAACAUUUUUUCAAACAGACGAGCCCCAAGUCGUGAUAUUGCUGUUUCGUUUUCAACGUUAGAAGCAUUGAGAUUUGUCUGCUCAAGUGGCUAUUACCAGAGUGAGACAAAUGAGGAUUUUCAACAGUGUGGUGCUGGAUUGACUAAUCUUUACAACCAGCAUGCAGUACAAACUGUUUUGAAUGGUGUCUCGCCAAAAUCACUAAAUCUUGGCAAGGCUAUAUAUCAGUCUGGAGCACUGAGAAAGAAACAAGGCUCAACCAAGAAAUUGAAAGAUGUUGCCUUGUCUUUCAAUGGCGCCAAUCAGAUGUAUGGUGAAGUCUCAAGAGAAUAUGAUAUACAUUCAUCACCGUCUUUCUUGAAUUUGGAUGUUUUGGUGCAAACAUAUGGAGCAGUUUAUUCCCAAAAGGGUCAACUCGUCAAUAAUGGACACUAUGUACGAAUUACUCCUUGCUUGAAUGUUGUGUACGGACUCCUGUUGACAUGUGUUACGCUGGACAAUUUAACCUACUGCAUUCUACAGGAGCUCGAGUUGCAACAAGUUAUGGGUUUCACCGUACACAAUGAGCAAGACUGUCCCUUGUUAACUUUGACAAAAACAUUGUGUGUUGUUCCAUCUAGUGCUGUUAUUACACAUAUUUCAGUGAUUCAUCAAUGUACUAGCACUUGUAACAUUACUAUGCAGCCUUUCACAAUCGAACGAGAACGAGAGCAACUUAGUAAUGAAAAACUUGUUCAUUAUCAUGAUUUUUCUAAUGAUAUGUACUGUUUGAAUGUCUUCUGUAUGAAUCAGUAAUUUUUAUAAGUUGUUCUCUAGCUAUUUUAACUGCUGCAUGUCAACACAUCAUUGUC
Messenger RNA from Halichondria panicea, 3235 nucleotides. RefSeq lists its product as uncharacterized. The record is from RefSeq and is a predicted model, not a curated record. Lineage: Eukaryota; Metazoa; Porifera; Demospongiae; Suberitida; Halichondriidae. The transcript is spliced from 15 exons. Bases 1239 to 3179 code for a protein of 646 amino acids.